Cuscuta epithymum is the source of this 2105-nucleotide messenger RNA. The record is from the annotation of a GenBank genome assembly. NCBI's taxonomy places the organism in Eukaryota, Viridiplantae, Streptophyta, Magnoliopsida, Solanales, Convolvulaceae.
UUUGGAGAUCAUCUACAAGAGUAGGUCAUCUAGAUAGUGCCAAACACCUGUUGCAGCUCUUAACAUUCGUCAAUUGGACUAUCCAAAUAUUAAUUAGGAAAUUUUUAUAUUAGAUCACCUCUUUAAAUAGUCUGGUCUGCACUUAGCUUAUUCCUCAGAUUUCGUAAACAUAUACUCGAUUGGCAACGGAGUUAAUACAUGGCGAAGUUCCAAAAGCCAAUAGAUGAAAAGGGAUGGGUUAUCCACAUAAAGGAGUCAUUCAAGGUUGAAGAGGAGGAAACAGGAAUGGGAGUGAGCAUAUUCAAUGUCCCGAAGGCUCUAAUGGCUUCGGACCCGCUGUCCUACGUGCCCCAACAGAUAGCCAUCGGGCCGUACCAUUACUGGCGGGUUGAGCUUUAUCAGAUGGAGAGGUACAAGGUGAACGCGGCGAAGAGGUUCUCGAAACGUCUCCCGGAUGGCCUCAAGUUCGAAGAAGACGUGGUGGGCUCGAUCAAGCAGCAAUGUGUGCGGAUCCGAGCAUCGUAUGGCAAGUACUUGAACCUUGACGACAUUACGUUGGCGUGGAUGCUGGCGAUGGACGCGUGUUUCUUGCUUGAGUUUCUCGGGGUGUAUGCUAGCUGCCCACGCCCGGAAGUUGGCCUAAGGAUGUCUCAUAUGGUAGACGUGUUGGGACGAAAGUCGGGCCACAAUGCUUCUUUAAGGGACAUUGUGAUGCUGGAGAACCAAAUCCCGUUGUCCGUUUUAAGGAAAAUGCUUGAAUGGGAGCUUUCGUCUCAGGAUUUGGCCGACGAAGUGUUGCUUGCCAUGUUGAUGGGGCUGUACAAAGAUCUUUCCCCAUUUCCCGUGGCCGAGUUCAUUCCGAGACUCGAUGAUUGUGCUCAUUUGCUUGAUUUCUUUUACCAGCUCAUGGUUCCAGCUGCAGCAGCAUCCCUGCAAGUAGACAAUGUAUUGUGCUGUACUAGUAGCAGUACUGGUUGUGUAGAACAAGCAGCAGGAGAUGAGGAUCAAACCACCAGCAUCUCCGCGGCUGCCCCUGCAGCUUGUGAUGUUGAUAAAAGUUAUCUUCUUAAUCUGGUUCAACAAGUAUGGGAUAAGCUUCUGUCUUUGUCUGGUUCAACAAAUAUUACUAAACGUAAUGCACGGAUUACGCGCGUUGUUAAGGUCAUUGAGAAGUUGCCGUGGGGCACUAUGGCUACCCUUCCGGUAGUAAAGGAAUAUCUGAAGCGUUUUUUCCCCGCCACCACCACCACCAUCACAUCUGUUAAUAAUAAAAAGUUAGACAAUGGCAAUGACAAUGACACUACUACUACUAGUGCUACUACUUUGUUUGCUUCUUCAUUGGUGGAAGAUAUCAACAUUCCGACAGUGUAUGAGCUCAUGAAGUCAGGAGUUGAGUUCUUACCAACGAAUGGAGGGGGUUGCGGUAUUCCGAGCAUUGCUUUUGAUUCCACAACCGCGACGCUGCAUCUGCCCGUGGUGAGGAUAGACGUGAACUCACAAGUGCUGCUGAGAAACAUGGUUGCUUACGAGUCGUGCAUCACAUGCGGGCCGUUAGUCUUUGCUCGUUACCUCGAGUUCAUGAACGGGAUCAUCGACUCUGCCGAGGAUUCCCGGGCUCUUCGGGAGAAGGGCAUUCUCUUCAAUCAUUUGAAGAGCGACGCCGAAGUGGCCGAUCUUUGGAAUGGGAUGAGCAUGUCCAUUAGGCUGACCAAAGUGCCCUUCUUGGACAAGGUCAUUGCAGAUGUCAACAACUACUAUAAUUGCAGGUGGAGGGUGAAGGCAGGGAGGUUUAUCAUGUCCUAUGUGUAUGGGUCUUGGAAGAUUUUCACAUUGCUUGCCACACUUUUGCUCUUGCUUCUCUCAGGUUUAGAAGCAUUUUGUUCUGUUUAUAGCUGCCCUCGUUUUUUUCAUUUAGAUCCUACCCCUUAAAAUAUUACUACUAAUAGAGGCUAGUUUAAGUGUAACUUGGUCUGGCCUCAUUCUGUUUCUGUUCUUUGUUUCAUUUUUAUUUGUGUGCUCCGACCCCUACAUUCACUUUAUUGCAUUAUUAUUAUUAUUAGUUAAUUCCUUUGAAUCAUUGUAAUAAUCAAUUAAUGAAAUAAGUU